Pseudomyrmex gracilis is the source of this 5638-nucleotide messenger RNA. RefSeq lists its product as uncharacterized. NCBI's taxonomy places the organism in Eukaryota, Metazoa, Arthropoda, Insecta, Hymenoptera, Formicidae. The transcript has 9 exons. Gene Ontology annotation, biological process: tRNA methylation. The record is from RefSeq and is a predicted model, not a curated record. Gene Ontology annotation, cellular component: cytosol. Bases 580 to 5295 code for a protein of 1571 amino acids.
UUUUUUUUCCUAUCUCUUUCCCUCUUUCAAAAGAAAAAGAAAUAAUAACAACAAAGAUCGGAAUUAAUUUCGAAUAACUGUGAUAGUGUUGAGUACUCCCGUCAUUCUUAAGGCGGUACUGGAUACCGUAAUUAUUGGGAUUUAAAAGAAAAAAUAAUGACUACUAUUGACUUAGCUGCACAUGCAAAGCAUAAGACUAUUUGAACCGAUAAGCAUAAAGCCAUUAGUGAUUACAGAACAGAAUAAAACUAUAUUAAAUGUGCGACACAAGUGACCGAAUCGAAACGUGGUUAGAGAAACAAAAACAAUCGUAAAAAGAGGUUAUACCGGGCAUUUCGAGAGUAUGUUUUCUCAAAUGCAUUGUCUUGACGGCGAAAUGCAAAGUUCCAAAGGAUCUGAGUUAUCGAAGCAAUUUGAAGAGCCAAGCAGUUCUUGACUUACAAGUGACAGCCAAAGAGUUAUAUAAAUAGAAACAUUACUAUAUUCCUCCAAUAUAUACCACAAGAGCCUCAUGGAAAAAAACUAAUUAUUAAUUAUUGCUGUUAUUUUUGUUUUGAUAAUAGACACUUGUUUAAAAAUAUGGAUUUCUUUACUAAAGUGCUUGAGGAAUUACAAACUUGUCAAAACGACGUACUAGUUGUUCGAAGAUUAAUAAGCACUCCGUGCAAGUGUUUAUCCAAUCCUGAUGAUAACGAAAGUGCGAAAAAAUUGCAUGAGAUUCUGGCACACAUUUUGAAGAUUAUCAGUAGCAAUCCCGAAUUGGGAAACGAACGUGUUCAGUUAGCGUGUCAAGCAUUCUACGCUUUGCUCUCAACACAGUUUGAUCCGCAAUUUGUCACAGAUGUGGUAAUUUCUUUCCAAAACUUGGACUCAAAUACUUCAAGCGUAUAUUUUUUAAAGAACUGGUACACCGUUGCCGAUACUGAACUGUUCAAGCUACUGAACGCAAAUGAAUGUUUGAAAAUGAAACAAAACGAUACAAACCUCACAAUGACUGACACUCUGUUUCAAAUUACGUUUGAUGUAAUAUAUAGAAAUUGUAUAAAGUACACACGAUACUCUUACUACGCGUAUAAGGUGUUAUAUGUAUGGGUGGAAAAGUUGAAGAAGACACCUGAUAUAUUCUUUUGGAAUAAAAACAAUUGUAUCUUAAAACGAAAGUUAGAAGCCGUCAUAUUCUCCAAUUGGUCUAACGCGCUCAAUGAUAUUUGUAAACAAAACGCGCACAUUUUCAAAAUGUAUCUUGAGAUAAUGUUACAGAAGUAUGACAGUAUGGAAUUAGAAUCGGUGGGAUCAGCUAUUGUUAAUGAAUGUCUUCUUAACAUAUCGUGGCGAAACAAAAUAAAGUACAUCAUCCUGACAGAACUUGUUCAAGUGUGGAGCUGUUCUAAAAUAAUAACAGAAUCAUUUUUGCUCUGCCUUUGUUCCACUUUAACGAGAAAUUCUUUGCACAGUUGUGGCACGAAACUUUAUAUGGCAAUUUUAAAGAAUCACAGCCAAAAGGAGUGGACCAACUUAUUCGGAGAAGCCAUAAGAGUAGUUGUUGAACUUUGGGAGUCAGAAGCCCACAAAAAUCGUAACGCUCUCCAAUCGUUGGUCAUGUUGUGGCUUGAACCUACCAUCAAAAAGAACAAACACAUCUUGUUGUUUCUAUGGGAUAUAUGCAAAAAUACACAAGGAUACUUCUUUCGUUCGCACGUGCUAAGAAUGGCUGCUAAAUAUUACGUGAACAUACUGUAUGAGAUGCACGAAAUUGAGCGCUACGCAAAAGACAAAGAUGAAAUCGUACGAUUAAAUGCUUUCGUUGUACUGUGUUAUCGCGUCGUCGAUCUGUUUUAUAUUAACGAAGCGGAUCCAUUGAUUUUAAUAAAGCAAUUUUUAUGGUUUAAUGCUAAUACUGCAUCCAAUUUUGUGAGAAAAGAAAUGAUCAAAUAUUUUGAAAUAUGCUGUUCAAAAAUCUUCAAACUGAGUAACUUUGAAAGCGAUCAUACGGAAUCUGUUUGCAAGUUCAUGGACUGGUUGCACGAAUACUUUCUAGAUUGUUUUGAAAUUGGUUCGUGCUAUCAACGCAAGAUCCUCGCUUUGAACUUGUAUCGUACUUUGCUUUCUUUCACGCAUACAAAUUCAGAGCAGAACUUGAAAAUUACUGAUAAUUGGAAAUUUACAGAGAAAAAAUAUUUGUUUGUAUUGUUAAGACUUGUAUUAGACUCUGCACUCGAUAUCAGACAACUAGCUACUACUCUUAUUCUGCAAUAUUUUGAAAAAGAUGUUCUGUCGCCUACGGAAAAGCGCGUACUCUACAUUUGCGGGCGGAAGCAUUAUAAUUCUUUUAAAUUCUAUGAAAUUGAAAGCGGAGCAGCCCUCAUGAAAAUAAUGGCACAUUGGCUGCCCUUGAAUGAACCUGAAAACGUAAAUGCAAUAGAUGUAGUAUUCUCGGACGAUGCACGUGAGAUGCGGUCUUGUUAUCAGAGUUACUCACAUCUUUUAUUAGACGAAACUACAAAUCAAUUAGCGGAAAUGAAAAGCGAUAUCUUAAAGGCCGUUGUCCAAGAAAAACCAUUUUAUGGUCCGUUGUCUGCUUUACUGGCUAUUGCUUUUCGAGCUGGUCCGGAGAGUUGGAUUGUAACAUCGGAGUUUACGGAAAAAUUGCUAAAUCUUUCGAGAGACGCUGUUGACUUUUUUUUAUCCGCAUUAUCUACAAAAACAUCGAAUACAGCUUAUUCGUCCUCGUUUGCGGAAAUGGGAUUAGCAAUCGAUGAAAAGAUCAAAUCUAGUGAAGUGAAUGAUUCUGAUUACAAUGAGUUGCUAUUAUCACCGGCUCAUCAGGUGCUUCUCUCGUGUAUCUGGAUGUCUUUAAAGGUACUAUGUAAAACUGUUAGCGAAAUCGGAAUGGCAAUGCUGUCGGACACACAAGUAAAGUGUUCUAUAGAUAUCAUCGCGACGGUACUUUUAAAGUGCCGGCAUAAAGGUGUAAUGGAAUGUGCUGGAGUAGCGAUUGCGGAUUUAUCAAGAUGUUUAUACAACAGAAAAGAAUAUUGUAAGUUACCGGAAGAAUACUUGACGCAUUUGCUAAAGGAUGAUGCGGGACAAUCGUUGCACUUAACGCGACGCGGUGCCGGAUUGUCGAUCAUGUUUCAUAAAUUAGUCGUCAGUGACAAUCGCAGCAACCGACCUAUGGUCCACCUUGCGAUACAGAUGUUAUUGUGCUCAUUGGAAAAUUUCUCAAUGGACGCCGUUAGAAAUGUUGAAGACGGACAAGAUUCACCGUGGGCGAAACGUCUGCAUUUUUUACGCACAUUGAUAAUCGACAAGGAUAUUCACGUGCACCUAGUUCCCUAUAUGGAGACCAUUUGUCUAACGUGUUUCAAGUAUAUGGAGUCCGAUGUUUGGACUGUAAGGAACGCAAGUUUGCAGUUGUACGGUGCAUUGGUGCCAAGACUGGUGGGUCAACAUUCUGGAAGAGACGAUGAAACGUUGAAUUUCGGCACCGGUUACUCCGUUAAUCACUUCGUUACUCAUCACCCGAUAGUGACGAGUCGCAUGUGGACGCAAUUGCGAGACGUUUCGAAACUACGAGGAACUUCGAACGCAACGUUACGAGCUUACUCGAGCGUCGUGCCUAUACUUAUACUGUUGUCUGAACUUUCAGUGGGUGGUAGCGAUUUGAUCGAUUAUCCCACAGAAAUAUUUACAACAAAAAUCAAACCAUUGUUAUUCGUUUUCCUCGGUAAUCCGAUGAUGUGCGUUAGACAAUUGGCCGCUAAGGCUUACGCGGCUCUUACGCCCUUCAAAAAAAUUAUAUCGGAGAUGGACAUGCUCAAAAUCGAGAUUCUUUCAAACUCUAAUAUCAAUUUGCUACACGGAUUCUUAUUAACUCGAAAAUACUUAAGAGAAAAAUAUUGCGAAUUGAUUGAUUUACAUUCCGAUGAUUGCGAUAAAUUCGAUCCAAUUGAACUGAUUGACUCACACAAUUCCGAUAAUUAUAACAAAAACAUAAAGAACAAACUUAAAUUCGCUUCCUGUGAGAAGAGUUUGUUCAGAGACAAUCGAUAUGCGCGCAUAAUAAAAGUUUGGAAUGAGAUAUGUAACGAUCAAAGGAGCGUAUCACCGUGUUAUAUGUUAGAGAUCUUGUUUCUUCAAGAAACAGAAUUUGUACCAAGUCAUUAUGAAUCAAUGUAUCAUCUGUACAUGCCGUUAAUCAAAGUCGUAACACCGUCACAAAAAAUACAGCCAGGACUUUUUCAAUUUAUUGGAUACUGGGCACGAAUGUACGCGUACAGCGUGAAACAUAAAUUUAGAUCCGAAGAUGUGAUACAGUUUGGGAACAAUGAUUCCUGGUCAGAAGUAGUACAUCAUUUUUUACAUUCGAGUUGCAUCGAGGAGAGCGUUGAGUUCCUAAGAACUUUAUCGUAUUGUCCCAAUAUACUCGGUAUUAUUCUCAAUUAUUUGACAUCGAUAAAGAAUAAUUGUCAUCAAUUACUCCUCGACGAAAUAAUAACGUUUACGUUGAACACGGUAAAACGUACUAGUUUGAAGUCUAUCAGAUUUGAAUUUGAUAAGAUAAUAGAAAGGUUCAACGAGAGUAACGCGAUUGCGAGUUCAUACACGAUUCGUGUGAGAAAUUCUCUAAUCUUAGCAUUUUCUAAAUCCGAAAUAUUCAUAAGUGAGGUACUGUCACAUGUUUUUUGUAUAUGUACAGAUGCAAAGCAGUCCACAAGAUGGAUCGCAACGGAAUAUCUCGAACUAGCUUUGCAACGUUUCGCUCAGUUGAACAGUUACAACAAAUUAACGAUUAUGCGAUGUUGUUUGAUUAUGUUGAAAGACGAAGUAGACGAGAUACGCGAUGUCGUGUCUACGUUGUUGCAAAAGUACGCCGGCAACAACGAUCAAUUGCAACACGUUGAGAUUGUGUAUCAGCAACUUUUGUUAGACACCGUUCGCCUUCAAUUCGACAUCGCGACCGUCGACGAUAUCGUGAACUUCACGAGAUAUUUUACACACGCCGUCAGAGACGUCGACUCUAACUCGAUAAUCGAAAAUCCGUUCAUUCACGAUGACAGUACGCUUCUUAGAGAAGAAUCAAAAUUCUUGAACAUGUGUUUUCUUUAUAAUCCAUCCAGUUGCGAUUAUAGAAUUCGCGAAAAUAAUUUGAAUCCUGUACACGCGAUACAAAUGAGAUAUUUCAGAAUUCUUCAGGAAAAAGCUGGCUUAGACUACGACGAUCUGCAAGGAAUUUUGUCGUUAAGAGAUAUGGAUUAUCUGUCACGAAAACGAGACGUGCUACAAUGGAAGUAGCAUGAUUGUUAUCAUUCAUUCAUUUGCGUUAAAAUUUUAAUGUACAAAUUAAUAUAGUUCGUAAUAUAUCAAGUUUUUACAGAUACCUAAUAAAUGUGUUUAUUACUGUGUAAAAAUAAAAUUUUUCUUCUAAACUGCAAAGAAAAUGUGGAAAAUCGUGUUGCUUGUGUUUUGUUUGUUUAAAUUUUAAAAUACACGAGUAUAAGAUUUAUAUGUGUAUUCUAUCAUAAGUCAGCAUAUAAAUACGCUGUAUUUUAUACGUAGUUAAUAAGCAGUACAUGUGAGUUGUGUAUAUAUAUAUACAGGGUGUCCGACAAUAUAUAUAUAUAUAUAUAUAUAUCAU